AUGCGCUCACAUAUGGAGCACCACCCUGGGAUAAAAAAUGUUGAAGAAUGGAAGUUUGUGUCUCAAAACCUCGACAAAAUAGCCGAGGCUGCCAUAGGUUCGAUCGUAAAAGACAUAGCUAAAGAAUACUCUUAUGCUAAUCCACCAAACAAACAGCCUCUUCAGAACGGAUCUCCCUCCUAUUAUUCGAUGGUUACCUCAACAUACUAUACCCGUUGCCUUUCGGCACUCGUAAAUAUGACAAUCAGUGAGCUGAGGACUAGCGAUUUUUUCUUUGACAACAAUGAUAUCAAGAUUAAAAAAGUUCAUGGCUUCAACCUCUCAGAAUUUCUGCCUUUUGUUACAGCCACCGAGCCAAAACAUACUACCCAGCCGCUGGACAAGAAUUUAAUUGGCUCUAAGCGGUUUGAUACUGACUUCAAGUGUCUCUUCACAAGCCAGAAUCUGCAAGUCAUCAAUGAUACGCCUGUAUAUUUAGAAGAUGUCAAGCAUCAGUCUCCUGAGGCCUCCACAGUUAAACAGUCAGUAUGCUCGUUAAUCUGCAAUAUGUUGAAGAAGUUCCUGCCUCCGAAAAAACAAUAUCGCGUAAUUGCGUAUCAGAUCUAUUUCUGUAUAUUCACAAACGACGUUCUUAAAUAUGCACGUCAUACAACUUUUACUCGCGCAUUAUGUCCGUCAACAACAUUUUCGGAUGAGCUGAUAGGAUCUCAAGACAAAGCGCUUCAAAACAAACAUGCCACAUUUAACGCGGUAUUUGAUAUGGGAGAUAUUCAGAGAGCAUGUGAAUUGUAUAGUCUAUCUUUUGCACAUCGGACAACAUGUCUACCAGGAAUAAAAACAAUACGAUUAUUGGGAUCUAAAAUAAAAACCGAUGGCACCCUUCGAAGCUUAACAGAAGAAGUCAAGGCACUUGAAUCUGCCCGUAAAAGAGAGUUAGAGCUACUAAAAGAUAGCAGCUUCCGAAAGAAAAUCAAGGAAUGCAAAUCAAAUUGA
Messenger RNA from Phycomyces blakesleeanus NRRL 1555(-), 993 nucleotides. RefSeq lists its product as hypothetical. The record is from RefSeq and is a predicted model, not a curated record. NCBI's taxonomy places the organism in Eukaryota, Fungi, Mucoromycota, Mucoromycetes, Mucorales, Phycomycetaceae. The transcript has 5 exons. The coding region runs from base 1 to 993 and encodes 330 amino acids.